This is a messenger RNA of Drosophila navojoa, 1267 nucleotides long. It is a transcript of the gene aln, whose product is annotated as divergent protein kinase domain 1C. The record is from RefSeq and is a predicted model, not a curated record. NCBI's taxonomy places the organism in Eukaryota, Metazoa, Arthropoda, Insecta, Diptera, Drosophilidae.
AUGGAUCCACAGAGAGGAUUGGUCGAUUCCCUGAACCAGAUGUGCCAGAAGUAUGAGCAGCACGAGUUCAGUGGAUCCCUCUGCGAGGAGCUGUGCAGCAGCCAGACGGCCUUCGACAACUUCCAAUGCCCGUUGAACGACAUGAAGACGAUUCUGUUUACGGCUGAAAAGAAUGGCGACAUGCUCGCCGUAAAGCUGGCGAAGCACAACGACGACGACUUGAGCUGGACGAACAGCAAGGGCGAGGAGAUUUACCCAAAAAUCGAGGAGUUCCACGAGAUUGUCAAGCUCCACAUCAUCCUGGCGUACAACGUGACAUUGGAUGAUAAUAUGAUACGCGCCCUGGUCAACCAGGAGAUCGCGGAUAAUAACUCACAGCAGAUGGUUAGCUUUUGGCGCUUGUUCAAGGACAACAACUAUAUGAUGGGCAAGCUUUUUGACGAGGACUCCGUGUUUCCAGCGGUGUUGGGCUCCUGUGGCCCCUACUAUGCCACGGAGGGCUUGGAGAUCGUGCAGGCUAAUCCCAGCAUCAUUCAGUAUCUCUCGUCCAAUAGACAGCAGCGUCUGAAGCACGCUCUCAGCAUCAUGGAGUACAUAUUUCGGCUGGAGGAGAUGAAGCCGGAGCCGCUGCGUAUGUGCAAAAUGCAGGUGAAUCGCUUCGGACUCACGCCCGACAGGCGCCUGAAGUACCAAAGCGCGGAGCACGUCUAUGUCGAGAGCUAUCUGGACAAGCGCAUAUCUAAUGGCGUCAAGUGCCACAGCAACCAAGACUGCAGCUUCCACUCCUGUCGCGGAUUGUGCGACGCAGAGCGCCAGGCCUGCACACAUAUCCAGCAGAACAACAACUUUCAGAUAUUCUGCGAUCACGUCCUCUUGGGCAGUGGAACGUUCCAGCCAGGUCUGCUGAGUGGCAUACGCUUGCCGCGCUCUCUGCAGAAGCUUGUCAAGAUGUGCGUGCAACCGCCAAAGGAGCACCAGGUGCCAGGCCGUCGCCAGGCGCCCAGCCUCCAGCUUGCGCUCAGGCUUUACAACGAGCUGAAGCAGCUCUUGCAGGCCGUAAUCACGGCCUCCGGCUCGGACGUCGAGGUGGACAGUCAGAGCUCUCGGCUAGCCCAGCGAGGAGGCGCUUAGGUGGCCAGGAUGCACAUGUAGUAGAAUUGGUAACUACGCCUGAUGGCUUGCUCAACAAUUGGUAGCAUUUUUACAUAAAUUAGAUUUAGUUAAGUAACGCAUAUAGAUUUAACAAAAAUAAACGUUUUUUAACAUA